Molecule: messenger RNA, 1704 nt
Organism: Stomoxys calcitrans (stable fly)
Lineage: Eukaryota; Metazoa; Arthropoda; Insecta; Diptera; Muscidae
Product: zinc finger and SCAN domain-containing protein 31
Exons: 2
Coding region: 67-1506 (479 amino acids)
Biological process (GO): regulation of transcription by RNA polymerase II
Cellular component (GO): nucleus
Molecular function (GO): RNA polymerase II cis-regulatory region sequence-specific DNA binding; DNA-binding transcription activator activity, RNA polymerase II-specific; zinc ion binding
Source: RefSeq, a predicted model, not a curated record
UCCAAUGUCCAGUGUUUGAUGUUUUCCUAUGUGGGACUUUUGAGCUUUGUGUGUUAUUAAGUUGAGAUGGAGUCGUCUUUGUCCUUAGCUUGUCGCAUUUGUUUGCAAAAUAGUCCUGAUUCCAAUUCAUUCUUCGACGAAGUGGAGUACGACGAGUACAUGAAACUGGCGGCCUUGUUUAAAAGAGUUACAAGUAUAGAGAUUCUGGAAAGCGAUAGGUGCACCCACAUAUGUCACGAGUGCACGGACAAACUAUUGACUUCAUACGAGUUUCUGUGUGCUGUAGAGAAAGCUGAACAAGAUAUAGAGUAUUUCCUAGGUAGUGUGGUGGAAGAGGAAGUGGACAAUGCCAAUAUUGAUCCUGAUCUAGAACCAAGUGAUGUUGAAGCAGAACCAAUAGCCGAUGUUAACGAAAUCGAAGUGUUGGAGGAGGAGUUUUAUGCUCAUGACGUCGAUACAGAGGGCAAAGCCGAGGUAGAUGAAAUUUACAUCGAACGGGAAAUGAUUUCCGAUGAUCCAUCAGUCAUAUGGGAAGAAAUAAAGAAGGAUAGUGCAGGUGAUUCACAGGAGGCAAUAGAAUUAGGUGCAGAUAAUAUUUCGAAUAAGGCCAUCGGAUCCAGAUUAUCUAAAAGACGGCAUUCUAGUGGGAACUUCAAAUGUCCCACAUGCGAUCGAUCUUUUGCAAAAAUGGAAACACUAGAACGACACAUUAAGAUAGCGCAUACUGUUAUACCAACGCUAUCCCCACAGGCCGGGGAACAUACAACGUCUGCUGAUGCGGAUGAGCAGAAAAUACACUGCCCCCAUUGUCCUCAGUUUUUCAAACGACGUAAGAAUUAUGUUCGGCAUUUGCUGACUUGCCAUUCCAAAGAAGCCGAAUGCCUUUCUGCCGAAGACAAGGAGCUGGCAAAGACUAAAAACUAUAAAAGGGGAAUUUGCCCCUAUUGCGGUGAGAGCUUCACUCAAGCCAGUUUGAUUAUACAUAUUAGAAGGCACACUGGUCAUAACCCAUAUAAAUGUGACAGCUGCGACAAGGCAUUUCCCAGACGGCAAGAUUUGAAAAUACAUCAAAGAAUGCACACUGGAGAGAGGCCACAUCAGUGUCACUUGUGUGCCAAAUCUUUUACUCGAGCGAACAAACUUGCCCGUCACAUGAGAAUUCAUACCGGCUCCCGCCCCUACAAAUGUACAAAAUGUGAUCGAAGUUUCACUCAAUCCAAUGAUCUAAAAAUACAUAUACGACGGCACACCGGUGAAAGACCCUACAAAUGCAAUGUUUGCGCAGAAUCAUUUAUUUGUGGAACGGCGCUAAAAACGCAUCGAAAACAAAAAAAUCAUCAUACCGCCGAAGAUGAGCAAAACGAUCCAUUUGCUAACUGGCGUGUUUCCAACCGUAAGUCAAAGUCGGAGACCAACCGCGCGGUACAGAGAGACAAACAAUGUAACAACAGAGAAGUUAAGUCUGAAGCUUUCGAGGAUUCCGAUUGUCAGAUAACCACAGUUUAAUGCUACCGUAGCUUGGAACGAAUCUCAUAACUUCAAGGCAAUUAGGAAGCCUAUUCCUAUGCAACAAAAAAAAAACGAAUGUUGUUGUUAAAAUAAAAAUAAAAAAAUCAAUCAAUGUCCACGGAGUUUCUAGAUCCAACAACACGCAAAUUCAAUUCCAAUAAAAAGAAUACCUACUUUAUGCCCAUCAGUGCAGGA